This is a messenger RNA of Coccinella septempunctata (seven-spotted ladybird), 886 nucleotides long. RefSeq lists its product as uncharacterized. The record is from RefSeq and is a predicted model, not a curated record. The transcript has a single exon. Lineage: Eukaryota; Metazoa; Arthropoda; Insecta; Coleoptera; Coccinellidae. The coding region runs from base 155 to 886 and encodes 243 amino acids.
CUGUCACUCACAUUUACUUCUUGCUCCAUUAAAUUCUACGUCGUUCGGCUCAGAUCAUAAAAUGGACUUUUUUCAAUCAAAUUCUAUUACUAUAUAAACUGGGGAUCGGCUGCAAUUUGGUAUCAGUUCGAAAAAGUCCUUCCUCUAGUUCAACAUGAACAAAGUACAGCUCUCGUUCUCGUGCCUCGCGAUUGUUAUGUUUGUGAGUGGCCAUUGUGAUGAUAACGUGAAAAACGAAAAGUUAUCUAGGGACUGCGGGAAUUCAUACAGCAUGACGUGCCUGAAAUUAGACGUUGUAUCGUUCGUGGACAAGUUGAACGAAGAGGAGCAGUUUUCAGUGUUUCCCGGAAUCAGUUUGGUGAAGGAAAACUCGACUGCACAAGCCAAUACAGCCGAUAUGGUAUCUGAACUAGCCAGGGAGUUCCCGAACGACGCUGAAGCAAGACUUGACGCUUUCCUGUUGAGAAAAAUCGGUGGAUACCUAAGCAGCCAUUCCAUCAGGCUGAACCUUUGGAACCCCUCCACAUCCGAUGUAGCUGAAGGGAGAGGCAAGGAUAAGAAAAACGGAAUGGCUUAUAUCCUCGCUGCAGCAGCUAUGAUGAAAGGUACCCUUAUGGCACUUGCGAUGGGAGGUCUUGCAGCCCUAGCUGGGAAGGCUCUGAUGACCGGUAUGAUUUCCCUGUUGCUGUCUGCCAUUAUUGGUCUGAAAUCGCUGACUAGCAGUGGUGGAAAACAGACCACUUACGAGAUUGUGUCUAAGCCGGUUUAUUCCCAUACAAAUAGCCAUUCUACUGAGGUGGAACAUGGUGGACAUUACAGUGGGUAUGGUAGGAGUUUGGAUGUGCCGUUGCCCAUUGGCUUGCAAAGGGCUUAUACCAGUUCGUGA